CUGUCAGAAGCCAUCCAAAAUAUGGUUAUUGAUCGCAUUUAAGGUGAAAAUUUUCUCACAUUUACGCCCCAAUUUCACCCAAUUGAGGCACCCGAAUGUAGUGCAGCACUCGUGAAGCAUUAUGACCGUGAAUUCCGACUCUAAUGACAAGGGGGCUUCCGCCUCCCGGGCGAGAUGCUUCUUCGACAUCUCAAUUGGCGGCCUUCCGGCGGGCAGAGUGGUGUUUGAGCUGUACAUGGAUGUGACUCCCAAGACGGCGGAGAACUUCCGGGCCCUGUGCACGGGUGAAAAGGGACUGGGAAAGUCCACCGGAAAGCCUCUGCACUACAGCGGAGUAAUUUUCCAUCGCGUGGUGAAGGACUUUAUGAUACAAGCCGGAGAUUUUUCCAACAAGAACGGCACAGGCGGUGAAUCCAUCUACGGUGGAACCUUCGAGGAUGAAAACUUCAACUUGAAGCACGACAAGCCAUUCCUUCUCUCCAUGGCAAAUCGAGGAAAGAACACAAACGGCUCGCAGUUUUUCAUCACCACUCAGCCUGCGCCUCAUCUGGACAAUGUUCACGUGGUGUUCGGGCAUGUUGUCUCCGGACAGGAUUUGGUCACACAGCUGGAACAAUUGCCCGUGGACAGGAACUCAAGGCCUCUUCAGGAUGCCACAAUCACAAAUUGUGGUGAACUUGUGCGCCAGAUUAAAGCCAAGAAAGUCAAGAAGAAGAAAGUCGUCUCGUCGGAAUCUGAGGAGGAAUCCGACAGCGAUGAGUCAACGGUGAAGAGUAAGAAGAAAAAGAAGAAGGACAAGAAGGAGAGGAAAGAUGAUUCUGUGGAGGAAGGAGAGCUGGAAGAGAGCGAACAAUCGCUCUUUCCACUGACUAAAAUUGAUCCAAAGGAGAUUCCUGAUGUGUCCAAUAAGUUCCUCAUGCGAGAAGUGGCGGCAAAGGAGAAAGAUGACGGUGACAAGAGUGAGGAUGACGAUGAUGAUGAGGAUGAUGAUAAGGACAGAAAGCGCAGGAAUGAGCGUGGGCAGAGGAACUUUGGCUGGUCAAAGAAGCGCGUUCCUCUGUCGCGCAGUGGACGCGCUAUCAAGGGCAGAGGCGUUUUUCGCUACAGAACGCCAUCGCGCUCUCGCAGUCGCUCGAGGAGUGUGACGCCGCCGCAUUGGAAGCAGGCGCAGAAGCGAACGAUUAAGCUGUCGGACUUUGAGAAGAUCGAGGAGGAGAAGAAGCAGCGCGAGAUGGAGAUCAAGAGGCGCGAGGUGGAGCGCAAGAAGCGCCACGAGGAGAUCGCCAGGGAUGCGAAGAAGAGCUUCUAUGAGCUGCAGCAGGUGAGCAGCUAUGGCGGGAAGGGGAAGAACAGUGAGAAGAACAACAGUGGCUCCAUCAUUCCCGGUGACGAUCCCAAGGCCGGCAUGAUGGAUCUCAAUGCGCUGGACUAUGAGCAUCAUGGCAGUGAUGUUGAGGAUCAGCAGGAGGCGCACAAGUCCUCGACCAAGUCCGAUGUGAUGGCGUUGGCGCUGGGCGUGGAGGUGAAGGCGGGCGAGGGGCAGAAGAAGGCGCCUGUGAAGGUGGCUGAGACAGCCAAGGGCAGCAAGUACGAUCGCUCGCCGGACAGGAAGCGUCGUCGCUCGCGAUCGCGUGAGCAUCGACGCUCGCGGUCGCCCAAGCGCGGUGGCGGCGGCGGCGGCCACAAGGAGUCGUCGCGGAAGAGUCAUCGGGAGUCCUCGCGGCGGCACGGACACAGCAGCCGCCGGCGGGACUCCAGCGAUCGCUCACGAUCGCGCGAGCGACGCAGACGCUCGCGAUCUUCCUCGUCGAGGCGGCAUCGCGGCCACCGCAGCCGCUCGCCGCGCGACAGCAAGGAAAAGAAGCACGCGGAGGAGAAGCCGAAGGUGCUGUCGAGUGAGGAGAAGGCGAAGCUGCACAAGGAGAAGAUGCUGAAGCGUGCCGAGGCGCUGCUGCUGCUGAAGGAUCACAUGAAGAAGGAGAUUGAGGAGCAGGAGAAGCGCCAGGCGGAGCGCGAGCGCGAGCGCCUGCGGCAGCUGGAGGAGACUGACGAUCUGGCGCGUCUGGAGAAGAUAAAGCAGGAGACGCUGCAGAAGCUCCAGGCGCACGAUGAUGAGCAGCUGAAGAAGGUGAUUGACGGCGUGGUGUCCAGUGUGAAGUCCUCCAAGGGGCGCAAAUCCCGCAGUCCGCCGAGUGACAGGAAGCGUCACAGGAAGCACGCGAAGACACAGAGGAAAUCUCAGAGGAUGAGGUCAGCUUCCACUUCGUCGGCCGACUCGAAGAACUCCUUCAAACUCUAAGAAAAAGUCGCAGAGGAGCGUGGAAAUUUCAUUUCUUCAGUAGUUUUUCUUUCAUUUUUCAGUACUGAGCCUCAAUUUUCAUUAGAAUUUGCGCAAAUCAUUUACUUUUAGGUUUCCCUCUAGAAAUUGUUUGAAUUUAAGUCCACAUUUGGAGAAUAUUUGUUUGGACACAAUCGUUGUUAAAUGCGCAUUGUUGAAAGAAUAUGGAUUCUAAAUUAAAUGCUAGAAUCCAAAACUCACUGUCCAAAGAUAUUUGGAGUGGAAUUUCAUAUUUUACAUAUUCUUUGCCCACAGAACAAGUGUUUGAAAAUUAUGGAAAUGAUCAUAAUAAAGUGUAAUAAAACAGAAA
Molecule: messenger RNA, 2648 nt
Organism: Phlebotomus argentipes
Lineage: Eukaryota; Metazoa; Arthropoda; Insecta; Diptera; Psychodidae
Gene: Moca-cyp
Product: peptidyl-prolyl cis-trans isomerase G
Exons: 8
Coding region: 122-2299 (725 amino acids)
Biological process (GO): protein peptidyl-prolyl isomerization; protein folding
Cellular component (GO): intracellular membrane-bounded organelle
Molecular function (GO): peptidyl-prolyl cis-trans isomerase activity
Source: RefSeq, a predicted model, not a curated record